Messenger RNA from Asparagus officinalis (garden asparagus), 1121 nucleotides. RefSeq lists its product as uncharacterized. Gene Ontology annotation, molecular function: protein binding. The record is from RefSeq and is a predicted model, not a curated record. Bases 1 to 885 code for a protein of 294 amino acids. The transcript is spliced from 3 exons. Lineage: Eukaryota; Viridiplantae; Streptophyta; Magnoliopsida; Asparagales; Asparagaceae.
AUGCUACUGAGGAGCGCAUCCACCCCAAUCCUGAAGUCAUUGAUUCCUGCAGCCACAACUGCAAAAGAUUCGCAUAAUGAAGUCCUCAUCACCACUGAGAUUUCAACUACAAAAAUCCCCAGAAUCCCCUCCCUCAAAUCCUUAUCAUCAUCAUCAUCUCCUUCUCCUCCUCCUACCAACAACAGAAAGAGUUUGAGGAGAGCUACGUCCGAUACCAGCAUCUCUGAGAUCCUAAUGCCUCCUCUGCCCAAGCCGAAGCAGAAACCUCGGCAAAUGGUUCCUCCUUCGAUCUCGAUAUCCUCGGGGGAGGAAAAUUCCGUUGCUGCGACAAGCUCGCAAGCCAGCAUGCUUGUCAUCGAUGAUGAGGGGUGUAUUGGAGACGGAAACUGCAACAGCCGUGGCAACGGUGGGCACGGUAAAUUCUCAUCGGAUUCAAAUGAUGAUGACAGAGACGCGGAUGCUUGUUAUUAUCGGAGCAUGAUACAAGCCAACCCUGAGAACUCGCUUGUUCUCAGCAAUUACGCGAAGUUCUUGAAAGAGGUUCGAGGCGAUGUUGCGAGAGCAGAAGAAUACUGCAGGAGGGCGAUUGUUGCUGAUCAGGGAGAUGGGAACGCAUUGUCGAUGUAUGCUGAGAUUGUAUGGGAGAGGAGUAGGGACGCAGAGCGAGCAGAGACGUAUUUUGAUCGAGCUGUUCAAGCUGCACCCGAUGAUUGCUAUGUAAUGGCUUCUUAUGCUCGGUUUCUCUGGGAGGCUGAGGAGGAGGAGGAUGACGACAACGACGAUGACGAGGAAAAGGAAAAUCAAAGCAAAAAUGAAAUGAUGAAAUUGAAAUCUAUGAAUCAGGCUCCACCUUUCUUGUCACCAUGCCAGCCCUCCAUUCGGUAGCUGCUGCUUCAUGAAAUUCUGCUAUUAAUUUGUUAGAUAGUUUGCUAGUUGUAACUCUAGUAACCUGUAUUCAGAAAUAUCUUACAGCUAUCGGUUCUUUCCACCUGAAAAAGGAAAAGAAAAACAAAAAGAAAAUAUUCUCACAGCACCAAAAAAUAAUUAGUCAUCACUUGCUUAUUCUGCGAGUGGCACUGGCUUUCUUCCAUAUAGAAGUAAAGAGGUUGGUCCCUUCUAAG